Aaosphaeria arxii CBS 175.79 is the source of this 660-nucleotide messenger RNA. RefSeq lists its product as uncharacterized. NCBI's taxonomy places the organism in Eukaryota, Fungi, Ascomycota, Dothideomycetes, Pleosporales. The transcript has a single exon. Bases 49 to 363 code for a protein of 104 amino acids. The record is from RefSeq and is a predicted model, not a curated record.
CAAUAUAACUCGCUUUCCCCGGCGUCCUUCCCGCAGAACUCCCCCCCAAUGUAUCAAGCUUCCGCCUACCCACGGCACAGCGAGGCACAAAAAAUUCUAUUCUGCAAACGUACACACACAUUGCUCUCUUCUCCCCGGUUCCUUCACUCACAGUGCCCCAUCUGUCCAGAAUUCUUACCGCCGGGCGUAGCGAAAACCGUGCCGCAUACGCCACAUAGAUACACACAUCGUGAACGCAAGUUCACCAAUCGCACUCCCCCGAAACACAAUUCAAGCACUAAUAUCGCCCGAGCAGAAACAAUGACAUCUACGGCCAAUCGAUACUCGCUUAUCGUUGGGUUUUCCGCCUCGAGGUUUUGCUAGUGAAGGUUUGGGGGGAGAGUCGGUGGGAAGGAUGAUGAGGUAAGCGCGGAAUCGUGUAUGUGGCGUGGGCAGGAUAGAUGUGCAUGCGCAUCGCAAGGAGGGGAUUUGGGAAUGGAGCUGGGGCCGCCGGGAACGGGAGGAUCGUCGUACGAGGAUCGGGGGGAGCGAGUUGAGAUUCAGGGUGUUUUGAUGUGAAUGUUUGUGAUCUGGAGGAGAAGAGAUGUUGGAAUCAAUAGUACGAAUGCAAGUCUCACACUUGUUUCUGAGGGCCUUGUCAUUAUGUUUGCGAAGGAUGGG